AUGCGCUUUUCCUCGGUCUUGACGUUGGCGUGCUCCAUUGCCGCCUUGGUUCUCACGCUGCUGUGUCUCUUUGCAGGAUCCAGCAAAUCAUUUCUCCAAGAUGCCGAUCUGUUGACACUUAACAUCUCCCGAAUAGGUCAUGGGAGCCUUUUCAACACGACAGACGGCGACGGAGGUGCUCUGGAUAAUAUCCUCAACAGUCUCGAGAGCGACCUCAACGACCUCGUCAACGAUUUUAGCUCCGACAUCGCCACGGCCCUAGACCUCCCCGAUUUCUUUAACGUUCACGUAAUGGAUUUUUGUGAGGGCACAUACACGCCGAAUGCCACCCUGCACAAUGCGAAAGAGAACAUCACGGAAUGCUCCAAUCGCACAGUGGGAUUUCAUUUUGAACCUACCAAGAUUGUGCAAGAGCAUUUGCCGGACGGCGUAACCUUGGAUGACAUCCACUGGCCAGACGAGAUUACAGAUGCGGAAAAGGCUGUCAAAGUGGCCAGCGUUGCCAUGACCGUGCUGUACAUUAUCGGUGUUGCGUUUGCCGGCAUAGCUGUCCUUGCAGCUCUUGCGGGUAUAUUUAUGAAUGGGCGGUUGUCUGCAAUGAUCAAUUUCCUCAUUGACGUGCUUGCCUUCCUGAGCAUCGGCAUAGCAUCGGCGAUUUCUACGGCGGUCAUCGUCAAGGCUGUGGAUGCGGUUAAUAAACAUGGACAUGAUGUUGGGAUUGCCGCUUCGAAAGGAGGCAAGUUCUUAGGAAUGACCUGGGCAGCCACUGCGGUCAUGCUUCUGGCGUCAGCAGUGUCCAGCGCUCAGUGCUGUGCACCGAGAUCAAAGAGCCGAAGAUAUGGCGAGAAAGAUCCAUAUUAG
This is a messenger RNA of Exophiala spinifera, 861 nucleotides long. RefSeq lists its product as uncharacterized. The transcript has 3 exons. The coding region runs from base 1 to 861 and encodes 286 amino acids. Lineage: Eukaryota; Fungi; Ascomycota; Eurotiomycetes; Chaetothyriales; Herpotrichiellaceae. The record is from RefSeq and is a predicted model, not a curated record. Gene Ontology annotation, biological process: fungal-type cell wall organization. Gene Ontology annotation, cellular component: plasma membrane; cell cortex of cell tip.